GACCGAUCUGUCGACUGUCGAAUGUACGGCUGUUUUCGUUUCCACCAGUAAUUGGAUUGAGGUUAACUUUCAAAGUAGUUUUAAUUAAUUUUUUUGUUGAUUUUGUAAAGGAAAUAAUACUACCAUAGGAAUAAUAUCAAAGAAGAAGUAGAGUUAAAAGUUUAUAUUAAAAAAUGAGUAGCAAGGAUAAUGAGAGUACAAAAAGUGUUAAGAAGAAAAUGAGCAUUUCCGAUAUAAAAAACCAGGUUGCCAGCAUGUUGGGUGCGAUAGCAGAACUAGAUUCUAAUGAACAAUCAGAAGCUUACGACUAUCUCCAAAAAUGUGUCAUCAAUAUGGAAGUAGAUGAUAGCUUACCUCCUUCUGACUCAGGUUGCAUAGAGACUGAAGACUGCAAUUCUAUUUCAAACGACUCGGGCUAUUUGGACAAUAAUAAAGAUACAUUUGCUAGAUACAUUUGCUCGAAGUGCGGCUUGAUUUUCGCGAUGGCCGAAGAGCUUCUAAAACAUAGCACGCAGCAUAAGGAACCCUUCAUCAGCUGUUUCACGUGCAGGAAGACGUUCUGUUCAGCCGAUGUUUUCGACAUUCACAAGGAGUUGAAAGUGUGUACGAAAGCCACCUCGAAUCGGCCGGUCAAAUGGACCUGCACGAUAUGUGAUCGCAAUUUUUCCAACCCUCAGCAUUACUCACUGCAUAUGAAGGGCCAUGAGCGAAAUGAAUGCACUAUUUGUGGCGCACAAUUGAACUCUAGAAAGCUGCUCGAAAAGCAUAUGAUGGAGGUGCAUAAUACCAAAGCAGAGAAGAUAUUUUUGAAGUGUUUAUUUUGCGAUAUGAAAUUCGUGCAGAAGCGGUCACGACUGAAUCAUUACAGAACAUUCCAUAAAGAAGAAUCAGAAUUAUUUGUUUUAUAUGCGGUACUGCCUUCAAUACGAAAGAAAAUUACGUCAGCAAUAUUUGACACACGUCAAGGUCAAAAAUGCGAAAUUAAACAAAUGUCAACAUAUUUCAGGUGUUUAUUUUGCGAUAUGAAAUUCGUGCAGAAGCGGUCACGACUGAAUCAUUACAGAACAUUCCAUAAAGAAGAAUCAGAAUUAAUUUGUUUUAUAUGCGGUACUGCCUUCAAUACGAAAGAAAAUUUAGACAACCACUCGAAAACACAUACUGUGCAGACUUUCAAAUGCGAAUUGUGCAAUGCUACUUUCUGCAGACGUCAGCAAUAUUUGACACACGUCAAGGAUCAUAAUAAGUAUUUGUGCGUGACGUGUGGCAAAUCGUAUCCGAACUUGAAAGUGUUGGAGCCGCAUGAACAGGAUGGCCACAUCAUAGAGGGCCUUCAAACGCAGUACAACUGCCUCGAGUGCCACAGAGGCUUCCAUUUUCAUUCCAGCCUCUUCUAUCACAUGAAAACACAUGAAAACGAGAAGACCUUCUUCUGCCAAGAAUGUUGUUCGAUUUUCAAGAAUAAAUUCGACUACAGACAACACAUUAAUUCAGUCGAGGCGCAUGUCAAAGAUCUAGUUCCUUCCAACGUUUUCGAGUGCACGUACUGCAAUAAAACAUUCACUGUCAGAAGAAAACUGCACAGUCAUCAAUUCAAGUGCAAAAUCAAGAAAACAGUUGUCCUUUCGUGUGACCAGUGCGACUACAAAACUAGCCUUAAAUACAAGUUGAAAGAUCACAUGAACACGCAUCUGAACAAUAAGCGGUUCGUUUGCGAGAAAUGCGGCAAUGUAUUCGGUUCGAGGAACCAGUUGACUGAACAUUUGAACUACAUCCAUUCGGACGAGAGGAAUUUCAGCUGUGAAAAGUGUGGACAAACGUUCAAGGCGGUGAAUGUGCUGAACAGGCAUAUGGCGUGUCAUUCCAACGAGAAGAAUCACAAGUGCCAUUGUGGACAAGCGUACAAGCUGAAGAGCAAUCUGAGGCGACAUCAGCUGCAGGCUCAUGGAAGUGCCACGCCCAAACUCGUCAAGAAAAUGAUGGCUGCCGGCCAGAGUCUGGCCAAUAUAGGCAAGAAACAACAAAAGCGUAAAGCCAAGGACAGUGCAGAGGUGCUGGUCGACAACAAUGUGACAGAAACUGUCUACAACUUGCUGGAUUCGCAGUAUCUCACCGAGCCCAACAUGAUGCUACCUAACGACAAUCAGAUGCUGCAAGUCUCAUACCCGGGCAUGGGUUAUGUGCCUGAAAACAAGGCCCAACAUCUAGUGUACAGUCAGUCGUUGGAUAUUGACAAUCUGCAUGUGGUUGAAACUAUGCUGCAGACGGAGGAGUCGUUGAAGAAUGGAGGGGGAGUGCUGGUGGACGCCGGGCACUCGGUGAUGUUCGAUCGACAGCUGACUGAACACGAAGCGGCCGCCUUCCAUCUGACGGCAUCUGACGUCAUUCAUCCGCCGAUCGAAACGUCGCUGGUCACCAGCUUGGGGGAUCCGCUGCAUCACACUGAUGCCGAUCACUUGGUUUCGUCCACGGCGCAACAAAGCCUCAUCAAUGCCUUGCCUGAUUAUCUACCUCAUAAUUUCCCUUUUCUCAACAUGUAACACAGUGAUACUUUAGUGAAUUCAAUUUCAAGAACUCAUAACUGAAAGGCGUCCAAUGAAAUGUCAGUUGGAUCUACAGUAAUUUUAAUGAGUUCAAUUUCAAGAACUUAUAACUGAAAGGUGUCCAAUGAAAUGCCAGUUGCCUCUACACUGAUAUUUUAGUGAGUUCAAUUUCAAGAACUUAGAACUGAAAGGUGUCCAAUGAAAUGCCAGUUGCCUCUACAGUAAUAUUUUAGUGAGUUCAAUUUCAAGAACUCAUAACUGAAAGGUUUCCAAUGAAAUGCCAGUUGCCUCUACAGUCUACAUAUUGACAGAAAAUAUUGAAGAAUAUUUAUCCGAACUUGUAGCCAUGUGAUGCCUUGCAGCUUUUCUUUCCUCAACAUGUAAGUAACAUAUACGGUAUCUAAUAAUUUUCUUAUUUGAACUUGUAACUACGAGAUAAAUCCAUGAUUUUUGUCAAUUU
Molecule: messenger RNA, 3000 nt
Organism: Nilaparvata lugens (brown planthopper)
Lineage: Eukaryota; Metazoa; Arthropoda; Insecta; Hemiptera; Delphacidae
Product: zinc finger protein 546
Exons: 8
Coding region: 174-2537 (787 amino acids)
Biological process (GO): regulation of transcription by RNA polymerase II
Cellular component (GO): nucleus
Molecular function (GO): RNA polymerase II transcription regulatory region sequence-specific DNA binding; DNA-binding transcription factor activity, RNA polymerase II-specific
Source: RefSeq, a predicted model, not a curated record